GGUGUUAUCUGCAUUGUCUUAGUCUGUCAGUAACACUCGCAGGAGAGCCAUCCAGCCACCCUCCACACAGGUAGGAAAGGUGUAUCAGAAUCUGAAAAGACUGCUGUCUCCCCUCCCAUAUACAACAUGGCUAUGAUACUUCAGCCUAUGCCUGAACCUGCGGUAGUAAUGGCAGAACCUCCACACAUGGUGGUAGCAGAUCCUUCGCUGCCUAUGAUGAUAGCAGACCCUUCUCCACCUUUGAUGGCAGUAGACGCUUCUCCACCUCUGAUGGCAGUAGACGCUUCUCCACCUAUGAUGGCAAUAGACCCUUCUCCACCUAUGAUGGCAAUAGACCAUGCUCCACCUAUGAUGGCAAUAGACCCUUCUCCACCUAUGAUGGCAAUAGACCAUUCUCCACCUAUGAUGGCAAUAGACCCUUCUCCACCUAUGAUGGCAAUAGACCAUGCUCCACCUAUGAUGGCAAUAGACCCUUCUCCACCUAUGAUGGCAAUAGACCCUUCUCCACCUAUGAUGGCAAUAGACCCUUCUCCACCUAUGAUGGCAGUACACCCUUCUCCAUCUAUGAUGGCAAUAGACCCUUCUCCACCUAUGAUGGCAGUACACCCUUCUCAACCUAUGAUGGCAAUAGACCCUUCUCCACCUAUGAUGGCAGUACACCCUUCUCCACCUAUGAUGGCAAUAGACCCUUCUCCACCUAUGAUGGCUGUACACCCUUCUCCACCUAUGAUGGUAGCAAAUUCUAAUCAACCUAUGAUGGUUGCAGACUCUUCUCCUCCUAGAGUGAUCCAGCCUGUACCAGUGGCGCAGCAGAUCCCCAGCCCUGUUGUGAUGCAGCCCCACCUGAAAGAUAUACCUGGGAGGAUGAGGUGUCCAUUUUGCCAGCAAGAAAUUACCACAGUCACCAAACCUAUCACUGGAGUUCUUACCUGGACUAUCUUUGGAACCCUCUUAGUCUGCGGGAUCUGGCCGUUCUGCCUGAUUCCAUUCUUUGUAAAACCCUGCAAGGACAUAGAACACAGCUGUCCCAGCUGCCAGAACGUUGUCCACAUUCACAAACGCAUGUGAGAAUCUCCAGACAAGAGAACCUGAAGAACCUACAGAAGCUUAUUAGCUGCCAUAUGAAAUGGUGGUCUCUCAGCAACAAAAAUACUAAAGCACUAUUUUUUCUAUUUACUGUUUUCACUAUGAAGUUUUAUAAGGUCUUGAAAAUAUUCAUGCCUUGUCUGACUUUGGCGCCUAGCCACAAGGCUACGGGUCGAAUCUGGAUGUUUUGCUUGGCUGCUCGCUGUAAACAGGUCGUAUAAGAUAAACAUGUAAGAGAAUGGUGUACAAUUGAGAAUAAUGCUGACUAAUGCUUACUGCCAUGAAAGGAACGUAAGGGCGGGGGAAUGACAGAAGGGUAUAAGAAGCACAACACACAGCUAGGAAAGAUCUAGGAAAGGGAGAGAGAAUUAAAAAUCGCUUUUUAAUAAACUUGUUACUCACUUUGAUAAAGACUCAGAGGCUCAUAUUCCUUUUUUGUCACGAUUUCCACCACACAGGCUACGUUCAUACAGCAGGUAAAAGUGUCUAAAAUCCAUUUUUUUGUCAGGCUGCUCACAAUACCUUUUUAACAUGACCUGUAUCAACAUGGCUCUGAUCAGAUCACUUUCCUAAACUGACCUGCAUGCACAAAAGAACAAUGCAUCACAUGGAACAAUGGCUUUAUUGUCCUAUGGCCGUGUUUGGGCUUUUUUUUUUUUUAAUUUCUUGGAACGAUUGUGAUAAGUGGUUUCUAAUCUUGAUUGUACAGAAACAUCAUCCCAUGUUUAUGAAGCCUGUUACCUCACUAUCUCACCACUGAAAUCCCCCAUACCAUUCCUUCUCUCUAGCACGAAAUUACUGCAAAUGUCAGGUUGGAUUGAUGUAAAAGUUGCAUGAAUUCUGAAUACACGGAAUUGUAUUGGCACAUA
Pygocentrus nattereri (red-bellied piranha) is the source of this 1955-nucleotide messenger RNA. Its product is annotated as homeobox protein ESX1-like. The transcript is spliced from 4 exons. NCBI's taxonomy places the organism in Eukaryota, Metazoa, Chordata, Actinopteri, Characiformes, Serrasalmidae. The record is from RefSeq and is a predicted model, not a curated record. Bases 127 to 1068 code for a protein of 313 amino acids. Gene Ontology annotation, molecular function: zinc ion binding.